GAGAAGGAGGAUCGUGGGUUUUGGGGGGCCAGCGUUAGUCUCGCCUAUCAUCGGCUGAACGUGGAGCCAACUCCUCCUCUACAGCGUUACGCACAGCCCCUGAUCGAGACCCACCAGUCACCAAACACACUGCUGAGGACCAAGGAUUGUAAAAGUGUUUUGUAAAGAAAAUCAGCUCUAAACUUGGACUUAAUCUGGAGAAAAAGAAAAAGAAGACGUUCCCUUUUUCUUUUUGGACAUGUAUUUUUUCUUCUGCUUGUGAUGCUCUAGAUGUAAUCUGCUGCCCGGCUCUGGCACUGCCACUUGCACUGACUGUUCUGCGCGAAAAGGGACAUCAUUUUGUGCCAAUGCCUCGCAGACUGCCGACAUUCUGAAAUAUUAGUCCCGGCUGGAGGAGGAGGAGGAGAAGGAGAGGGGCUUCCACAGUUGAUCCGAAGAGAACAUCUACAACAUCAUCCCCUCUGCGGCAACCAUGCUCUUUCACGGCCUCCCCGGAGGCGACGUGCACGGCGUGGUGGAGGAGAUGGAGCGGCGAGGCAAGAGCGAGUCCACGGCCAUCAGCUCAGCCAUCGACAUGGGCGAGUCCGAGACGACCAUGCCGUGCCUAAGCAGCGAGCGCGUGGCCCUGUGCGCGGGCUGUGGCCGAAAGAUCGCAGACCGCUACUACCUUCUGGCCGUGGACAAACAGUGGCACAUGCGCUGCCUCAAGUGCUGCGAGUGUAAGCUCAACCUGGAGUCCGAGCUGACCUGCUUCAGCAAGGACGGCUCCAUCUACUGCAAAGAGGACUACUACAGAAGAUUUUCGGUGCAGAGGUGCGCCCGGUGCCAUCUGGGCAUCUCAGCGUCCGAGAUGGUGAUGCGCGCGCGGGACCUGGUCUACCACCUCAACUGCUUCACGUGCACCACGUGCAGCAAGAUGCUGACUACCGGGGACCACUUUGGCAUGAAGGACAGCCUGGUGUACUGCCGCCUGCACUUUGAGACUCUCAUCCAGGGAGAAUAUCACUCUCACUUUAACCACGCGGACGUGGUGGGGCACAAAGGCCUAGGCCCGGCCAACACGCUCGGACUAUCCUACUUCAACGGCGUGGGCACGGUGCAAAAAGGCCGGCCACGGAAGAGGAAAAGUCCCGGGCCUGGAGCGGAGCUGGCGGCUUAUAACGCAGCCCUGAGUUGUAACGAGAACGACGGAGAGUCUAUGGACCGGGACUCGCAGUAUAGCUCCAGUCAGAAGACCAAACGCAUGCGCACCUCCUUUAAGCACCACCAGCUCCGCACCAUGAAAUCCUACUUCGCCAUCAACCAUAACCCAGACGCUAAAGACCUCAAGCAGCUGGCACAGAAGACCGGCCUCACCAAAAGAGUCCUGCAGGUGUGGUUUCAGAAUGCCCGGGCCAAGUUCCGGCGAAACUUGCUACGCCAGGAGAGCACCGGAGUGGACAAGGCGUCGGACGGGUCGACGCUGCCGGGCGGGACCCCCUCUGGCCCCGCCUCUGAAAUCUCUAAUGCCUCCAUGAGCCCCUCCAGCACCCCCACCACCCUCACGGACUUAACCAACCCCACCAUGCCCACAGUCACCUCCGUCCUCAGCUCUGUGCCAGGCGGGCUGGACGUUCACGAGUGCCGGAGCCCAUCACAGACCACGCUGACCAGCCUCUUCUGAUGGAACAAUACACCUCCCCUUUUCCCUUUUACCUUCUACCUUUCCUGAAAAAAAUGGCCUCUCCAAUAUCUCCCUAUAGGGCAGUUAAGUGAUGACGUCAUACCUUCUGGGUCCAAUACUUCCAGCGCAAUAGACUAUUUUAACUUUCUAGCUGAUUUAAUACUUCAAUGAUAUAAAUAUUUUAAAAUGCAUUUAUCUUUUACAAUUUGGUGCGUUAUCAGUUACAUCAACCUGAAGGUAAUAUGAUGUUUUGCCCUUUGACAACACAGUAUGCACUUAUGGUCAUGUUUUAUUUUAUACAUAUAUAACUAUAGUAUUUGCACUGCAUCAAUCAAGGUCAGAAAUGAAAAAUAAAUAAAUAAAUAAAUUGCAGUGUCACUAAUAGUGUGGUAUUAGGAUUAUAACGGCCACAUGCAUUUUUUUAAAUUUAUUAUCAAGAAAAUAUCAGCCAUGUUUAGAGGUUAUUUACAAUCUUCAUAUUUAUGUUUAAUCAUAACUUCAUGAAAUAAAGUAAAGUGACAGAUGUGCCCUGUUACUAUUUAAUUACCACAGUAACACGAUUUGUUUGCCUGCUACUUCCUGCUUUAUCACACAACUAGUACUACUACUUAUUAUUCCCGAUUAUAUUGUAUCAGUCUAUGGACCUGAACUUUUAGCAUAUGUGCAAAUUACAGAAAUAACAAAUACAAAAAAAAAGUGCAUCUUAAAAAUAACGAAUUUGAUGUGUAAAAUAAUAAAUUAGUCCUAAAUAAUCAUAUUUUAAAAAUUGGUAAAUACGUUAAUACAAAUAAACAAUAUUGAUAUACUGAUAGAGCUGAAAGGAAUACUAAUACAAGUCUAUGGAGCUGGAACAGUUUGGACCCCAGGUAGCUGUGAUGUCACCUGUGAUGUCAUAUUUAAUGGCCCUAUAGCCCCGCCCCUUAGUCGUGGAUCUAACACUGAGCACUGUCGACUGCUGUGGACUCCGGUGGGACUCUGGAAAAACCUCUCUUCUUUUCACUUCGAGCCACACAAACAUUUGCAUAGUGCGGCCUAAGGAACACUGGUCGUUAUUUUGAUGUUGUCUUGUCGAGAACUGAGG
Molecule: messenger RNA, 2744 nt
Organism: Periophthalmus magnuspinnatus
Lineage: Eukaryota; Metazoa; Chordata; Actinopteri; Gobiiformes; Gobiidae
Gene: lhx2b
Product: LIM homeobox 2b
Exons: 6
Coding region: 473-1663 (396 amino acids)
Biological process (GO): regulation of transcription by RNA polymerase II; neuron differentiation
Cellular component (GO): nucleus
Molecular function (GO): DNA-binding transcription factor activity, RNA polymerase II-specific; RNA polymerase II transcription regulatory region sequence-specific DNA binding
Source: RefSeq, a predicted model, not a curated record